GCACCACCACCAUCCUUGCGUUCCAAGUUCUUUCGACAACCCAAGAAAGUCCACCACCCACUUUCCCACACCUCCAUAGUGUAAAGAAGUCCCACUUCAACUAAACCCGCGACUAAAGCGUUUGCCAAUGCCCACCUCAAUUUCUUCAAACUCAUUUCCUAGGACGACCAUGUUGGUCGUGUGCGCGAUCCUCAUCGGCUCUUCCGUGGUUGCCUUGGCCGGUAACUUUUACCAAGAUUUUGAUGUCACUUUCGGAGAUGGCCGCGUCAAGGUACUGGAUAACGGCCAGCUCGUCACCCUUUCCCUGGACAAGGCCUCUGGCUCCGGCUUCAAGUCCAAGAACCAGUACCUCUAUGGCAAAUUCGACACGCAAAUCAAGCUCGUCCCCGGCAACUCCGCGGGCACUGUCACCACCUUAUACUUACAUUCGGACGGGUCGACCUGGGACGAGAUAGACUUGGAGUUCUUGGGGAACUUGAGCGGCGACCCUUAUAUCCUCCACACCAACUUGUACAGCCAAGGCAAAGGCAAUAGGGAGCAGCAAUUCUAUCUCUGGUUCGACCCGACAGCCGAUUUCCAUACUUACUCUGUCCUUUGGAACCCUUUACACGUCGUGUACUUUGUCGAUGGGAUUCCAAUAAGGGAGUUCAAGAACUUGGAUGCGGCGGGGGUCCCCUACCCAAAGAGCCAGCCCAUGACCCUCUACUCGACCCUAUGGGACGCUGAGGACUGGGCCACCCGGGGCGGCCUCGUGAAGACUGACUGGUCGCAGGCGCCUUUCACCGCCUCCUUCAGCGGCUUCAACGCGAGCGCUUGCGUCUGGUCCAACGGAGCCUCCACUUGCCCUUCUUCCUCGGCCGCCUCGGCGAAAUACCCUUGGUUUUCUCAGCAACUUGAUGCCGCGAGCCUGCAGACGAUGAAGUCGGUCCAGCAGAAGUACAUGAUCUACGACUAUUGCGAGGACACCAAGCGAUUCCCUCAGGGCCUACCCCUGGAGUGCACGCUUAAGACCAAGUCAUGAGAUCAUGCACAUAAGCAAAAAUAUGAUAAUGUUCACACAUAUGCCUUCAUAUCAUUAAUUUGUCAAGUAUUGUGAUUAAUUCGUACGCCGUGGAUGUACAUGAGACGUGCUCAUGGUUUACCAAGUCAAUAAUAUGUUUGAUUAAUUGGAUGA
Molecule: messenger RNA, 1174 nt
Organism: Eucalyptus grandis
Lineage: Eukaryota; Viridiplantae; Streptophyta; Magnoliopsida; Myrtales; Myrtaceae
Product: probable xyloglucan endotransglucosylase/hydrolase protein 23
Exons: 3
Coding region: 128-1021 (297 amino acids)
Biological process (GO): cell wall biogenesis; xyloglucan metabolic process
Cellular component (GO): cell wall; apoplast
Molecular function (GO): xyloglucan:xyloglucosyl transferase activity; hydrolase activity, hydrolyzing O-glycosyl compounds
Source: RefSeq, a predicted model, not a curated record